AUGAGGUACCAGGGGAAGAAAGUGAACAUCACUGUUACUGAAUUGACAAGAUUGAAUGAAGCUCACAGAAGAUCUAUUGAGUCAGCUGAUUCAAUCGAUAGUUUAUUGUUUUCUUAUCAAGGAUGUGAAUCCCAGGAACAAAAGCCGAAAAACUCUAAAUGGCUGAUUCUAUUAGGAUGUUUUGCAUCUUUGGGGUCAAUCUAUGGUGAUAUUAGUACUUCUCCAUUAUAUACAUUUAACAACCUAUUUGAUAAUCCUUCACAAUUAGAAGUUAUUGGUGCUAUGUCUAUUCUUUUUUGGUUGUUCACCUUGAUGGUCAUGGUCAAGUAUGUGUUGGUAGUGAUUUCCUAUGGUAGUUACAGAGAUGGAGGUGGUCAAAUAGCUAUAUAUUCCAAAAUAGUAAAUCAUUUGGAAAAUAAAAGUGUUUAUGAUGUUAAUGAUAGUGAUGAGUGGAUACGAACCAUUUCCAAGACAGUAUGCUUCAUAGGAUGUUCCCUUGUCAUAUCUGAUGGCUUGUUAACUCCUACAACUUCAAUUUUGAAUGCAACUUCAGGAAUCUCUUUACCAUUCCCUACCUUCGAUCACCAAUUGGCAUUGAGUGUCUUCAUACUUUUCUGUGUUUUUUCCAUCCAAAGAUUCGGUGCUGAUAAAUUAUCGUUUUUAUUUGCUCCUGUGAUACUUCUUUGGUUGGUUAAUCUUGGAAUUAUUGGUGCUAUCAAUAUAGCUAAAUGCCCUGUCAUUCUCAAAGCUGUGAAUCCAUGGUAUGGGUACUUGUAUUUGAAAAACCACGGAUUGGGUGGAGUUUCUGCCUUUACUUUGGCUAUUACAGGUACUGAAGCGAUAUUCCUUGAUUUGGGGUAUAUUGAGAUGUUUCCUGUGCAAUUGACGGUAUGUGGUUUGGUAUACCCAUGUUUAAUGAUGAAUUAUUUCGGUCAAUGCAGCUAUGUCAUAUUGAACCCCGUAUCUACGCCCAACACAGACAGCUCUUUUGUUGGCGUGUUCUACAGUUCUAUUCCAGGAGGUGCCAAUAGUAGCUACUAUUGGAUUGUCUUCAUUUUGGCUACUUUAUCCACAAUUAUCGCUUCCCAAGCACUUAUUUUAGGAGUGUUCACUGUCAUACAUCAACUAGUUGAACUAGAAUUUCUACCCCGAUUAGACAUUAUCCACCUUAGCUCCGAACACAAGCAAAUGGUGUUUAUCCCAGCUGUGAACUUUUUCUUAAUGGUUGGUCUAUUGGUGACAAUGUUAAUUUUCCAAAAUCCUCAGGAUAUCACCAUGGCUUAUGGAUUGGGGAUAUCGCUUGACUUCUUAAUAACUUCAGUUCUUACCCUUUUGGUACUAACGUUGGUGUAUAAAAGACUAUUGGGUCUAACAUUACUUGUAUUCAUACCUAUUGAGAUAGUGAUGGUCAUAGCGAAUUAUCAGACUUUGUACAAAGGAGGGUGGUUUGUGGUGAUUAUAAGUGCAUUAUUUACGUCAUUCUUAUUCUUUUAUGAUAAAUCUACAUAA
Molecule: messenger RNA, 1509 nt
Organism: Yamadazyma jaroonii
Lineage: Eukaryota; Fungi; Ascomycota; Pichiomycetes; Serinales; Debaryomycetaceae
Source: the annotation of a GenBank genome assembly